Clarias gariepinus (North African catfish) is the source of this 2749-nucleotide messenger RNA. Its product is annotated as taste receptor type 1 member 3. The transcript has 9 exons. Gene Ontology annotation, biological process: sensory perception of sweet taste; sensory perception of umami taste; G protein-coupled receptor signaling pathway. The record is from RefSeq and is a predicted model, not a curated record. Bases 89 to 2749 code for a protein of 886 amino acids. Gene Ontology annotation, cellular component: membrane. NCBI's taxonomy places the organism in Eukaryota, Metazoa, Chordata, Actinopteri, Siluriformes, Clariidae. Gene Ontology annotation, molecular function: G protein-coupled receptor activity.
GAGCGAGUAAACUUUUGCACUUGGCACUACCCUUAUCUGCUCAGAACUAAAUUGCGACAGCAGCAGAAAGCAGAGCAGGUUUUGCAGAAUGGCCAAGCUGGCGAAACUGCUGAUUCUGUGCUGCCUGCUCAGUUCUGCUAAUGGGGCGAAUCCACCGUGGUUCCAGAAAAUCACUACAAAUCUCUUCAAGUCUCCUGGAGAUAUUCUACUCGGUGGACUUUUUCCCAUAAAUCAACUGACCAGCAACCUGACUGAGAGAUUGGAACCGGAUGAUGUUCAGUGCAAAAGUGUUAAUCAGUAUGGCCUUGCACUGGCCCUAGUGAUGAAGUACACGAUAGAUGAAAUUAACAACACCCCCAACCUUCUUCCUAAUGUGACACUGGGCUUCGAGAAUUAUGAUGACUGCGGACAGUCUGCGAUCAUCAUGAAACCCACUCUGCGUUUUUUCACCAUGGCUACCUCAGACGAUGUGUUCGUCAUGUGUAACUACACUGACUACAUGACCAGAGUUCACGCACUCAUCGGCCCAUACAGCUCUGAGAUGGCCUCUGUCAUUAGCCAGUUGGUGAGCUUUUUCUUAAUGCCACAGGUCAGCUAUGGAGCCACCAGUGAUGGGUUCAGUGACAAGCUGACAUACCCAUCGUUUAUGCGCACCACCCCCACUGACAAGUGGCAGUCCUUGGCCAUGGUGCAGCUGCUGCAGGAGUUCGGCUGGAACUGGGUGGCGGUGAUCGGCAGUGAUGAGACUUAUGGCCAACAGGGUCAGCAGUAUGUGUCUCAAGAGGCUGCCAAUGGGGGCAUUUGUGUAGCCUACGAAGGCCUGAUACCAGUCUACGAAGACCCGGUGCCAACUAUAAGGGAGAUUCUGGAUGGCAUUGUGCAGACAAAAGUAAACGUGGUUGUGGUGUUUGCAACUGCGACAGCAAGCGCAUCCUUCUUUCAAGAAGUAAUCAGGAGAAACAUGACAGGAGUCUGGAUAGCCUCCACGGCUUGGGCUGUACACAGCAGCAUUGUCACCCUGCCUGGCAUCAAGACUGUCGGUACCAUCCUGGGCUUUACUGACAAGACCCACCCCAUCAGCCUGCUAACCCCCUAUGUACAGCAGCUGUUCACCAACAUUGAGCAAGAGAGACUUCGAAAAUCAGACACCCACCCAGAUCAUGAUGCCUCCCCUCUUGAUAACCCGUGUCCAGACUGCUGGAAUCUUUCUCCUGCAAACGUGAGCAUCAUCGAAACUGAGAUGGUACAACGCACGGCCUUCAGCGUCUACUCCGCCGUCCACACCGUGGCUGAGGCCCUGCACAACAUGCUCGGCUGUGAUGUAACCAGAUGCUCCAGACAUCCCAAAACUGAAGAUAUCUAUCCCUGGCAGUUGCUCCCCUGGGUAAAGAACGUUUCCCUGAACCUGAGUGGAACACAAAUCAAAUUUACUUCAGAUGGAAACCCAAAUAUUGGCUAUGAUUUCUUAGCAUGGGUCUUUCAGAACAGCACCGUGACCUUUCAAAACAUCGGGACCUACAAUCAGAACCUGACGAUUUAUAAACAACGAAUAAAAUGGCACACCGCAAAUAAUACGGUUCCAACAUCAAGAUGCUCCUCUGACUGUCUACCGGGCCAAGUGCGCAUAGUUAAAGGAUUUUAUUCCUGCUGCUUUGACUGCAGUGACUGUUUAGAGGGAACCUAUCAAAACAGAACUGAUGAUAUCCAGUGCACUAAAUGUCCUCCACGCCAAUGGUCCACUUUUCGCAGUACUGCCUGCGUCUUCCCCACCUACGAAUACCUGGCAUGGACGUCUUUUGAAUCGAUAGCUCUGAUUCUGGCCGGACUUCUGCUGCUGUCCUGCCAGACAGUAAUAGGCGUCCUGCUUUUCCAAAACAGAGGAACACCGUUUCUCAAGGCAUUAGGAGGACCUCUGUGUGCCGUGGGUCUGAUGAGUCUGAUGGGAAGCUGCAUAAGUCUGGUGCUGUACCUGGGUCAGCCGAAUGAUGUCAUUUGCCGUAUCCAGAUCCUUCUCUAUGUCAUGUUCCCCACCGUGGCCCUGUCCACUUUCCUGGCUAUCUCCAUGCAGAUUGUUUAUGUGUGUGAGUUUCCUGAAAAAGCUCUGGAGAACAUGGAGAACGUGCAAGGACUUGGCAGCUGGAGUCUGGUGCUAGCGUGUUGUGGUGUUCAGUCAGGGCUCGUUGGCUGGUUUAUUCUUGAAGGGCCAUCUCUUACCAACUGGAUAGACAGCCUGGAAGUGAACUUUGUGACCCGGUUCCUGCCCUGCCCAGUCGAGCCCAUACUGAACUUUGGAUUUAUGCUCGGUUUCAAUGGCCUGAUGGCUUUGGCCUGCUUCAUGUGCACCUUUAUGGCGCCAAAGCCUGUCAGGCAGUAUAACUUUGCUAGGGACAUUACCAUUGCCAGCCUGAUCUAUUGUGUAAUAUGGGUCAUAUUCAUCCCAAUCUAUGCCGGCCUGAAUGACCACGACAAGACGAUUGCUUCAGUAGUGUUCAGCUUGUUUAGCAAUACAGCACUUACAGUCAGUUAUUACCUUCCAAAAUGUCACCUUCUGGUCAAGGAGCCAGACCUGAACAAAAAUGAAUAUUUUGCUUCAAUCUUAGAGGGUGUCCCACCGAUACCGCCUGAGGAGCCACCGCAAGAUAAAAAUAAGCAAGAAAAUAAAAAUGAUAAUAAAGAGGGGGAUAAAAAUGAGGUUAAAGAAGAAAGUAAAGAGGAGGCUCAUGAGGAAAAUAAAAAGGAUAACAAUUAA